This is a messenger RNA of Xenia sp. Carnegie-2017, 1337 nucleotides long. RefSeq lists its product as uncharacterized. The record is from RefSeq and is a predicted model, not a curated record. Gene Ontology annotation, cellular component: nuclear body. Gene Ontology annotation, biological process: positive regulation of DNA-templated transcription. The transcript is spliced from 5 exons. The coding region runs from base 30 to 1157 and encodes 375 amino acids. NCBI's taxonomy places the organism in Eukaryota, Metazoa, Cnidaria, Anthozoa, Malacalcyonacea, Xeniidae.
GGAUAUGGCGGGAAUUAAAAUAAACAAAGAUGGCGGCGACACCAAAAUGCAUGAAAUGGAGUGAUGAAAAAACAAGAAGUCUAAUAACUCUUUGGUGCGACGAAAAUAUACAAAUUGCAUUGGGUAAUUCAAAAGGAUCCAAAGAUAAAAGCAAGGUUUACAAGUCCUUACUGGAGCAAUUACAAGAAAGAGGCUAUGAAGAUAUUACACUAAAAGAAGUAAUUAAUAAAAUUAAGAAAUUGAAGCAAAAAUAUAAAAGUGAAAAAGACAAUGCUAAGAAGAGUGGGAAUGGGAGAAAAAAGCCAUGGAAAUACUUUCAACAGUUGGAUAGAUUUUUAUCCCAAAGACCUAAUGUGACUCCAGUGGUUUUACUUGACAUCAUGGCUGAGGCUGAUAGUCAAAAAAAUAGUCAGUCGGACAUGUUGAGAGAUGAUGUUGAUGAUGAAAAUGAUGACAUCAUUAAUGAUAUUGUCAGUAAGUAUGGUAGAGGUGAUAAAUCCAUCAAAAAAUGCCAGACAUGUGAUUAUGAAAAAGUUAUAUAUAGUGAUGGAGUACACACAACAGAGAGUGGAUGUAUGAUGGUAUACUGUGAAGAAGAACCAUUUUCUUGCCCAAAUUGUGACAGUUCAAAUGAAACAGUUAAUGUGGAAGUAAAUCAACAGACUGUAGCUGAGAAUCGAGCUAUUGAAUAUGAUAAAGGGAAUGACAAACCAAAGCCAGACUUAGGAGAAAAGAGUCUUGGAAACACUUACAAACUAGGAAAGAAACAAAAGAAAAAAAGGAGUUCUAUUGAAAAGAGCAUGGAUGCUGUCCUGGAACAAUUCAGGGCAAUGUCAAAUGAUGAUUUUGAAAGGUAUAAAAAGCUUGAAGAAUUUAAAUUGGAAAAAGAGCAGCAAUUUCAAUUAGAGCAAAUGCGACUCGAGAAUGAACGAAGAAACCAGGAAAGAGAGCAUGAGCUAAAGAUCUUCCAAUUGUUAUUUGGGAACCAGGCUACCCAGAACAUCCAAUCUACUGGCAGCUCAUCACAAAUGUUUGCCCAAACAUAUGUAAGUUUUCAACAACAGACAUUUGGAAAUGGCUGCACCAGUAUCCAAACUCCAGGCUGUAGCUUCGUAGACAGCAAUGAUGAUGAAGAAAAAACAUAUUUCAGGUUAUGAUUUAAAGUAUUUGAAAAGUAUUUAUUUUUAAGUACUUAUGGUCACUUGAGUCUUUUAGUUCUGUUUUGAAGUUAUAUUUGUGGAACUGUUUAAUACUAUCUGAACAUUAAACACAAUAUUUGUACACUCAUGAAUCUUAUUUUGUAUGUUGCAAUAAUUAACUUAGUUAAAUGUUUUGAA